AUAUAAUUAACAUGGUUCACACAUCUGAAGUUUUAUUUUUACACUUUACCUCUCUGGUUGUGCACUUGUUCCUCUGUCAUUAUAAGUCCUACGAGUCACGGCGUCGUCGUCGCCAUCGAUACCACCUGGUCAGAGAGACAGAGAGUAUAUAGACAGUACGACAAGAGUAUAGAAAACUGCAUCGUCUACUCCGAGUCGGGCAACAAAUAAUGCCCCUUAGCUGCAUAAAACUGUUGAUGUCAUUAAAGAGCACGUAAGAACUAAAACUGUGCAACAAAUGGACGGUCCAUCAUCAAAUAAUUGGCGGAGACCUACAACUUCACCAUAUAUCAAAAUCGUCGAACAGCCUGCUUCAAAAGCAUUGAGGUUUAGAUAUGAGUGUGAAGGUAGAUCAGCCGGAAGUAUACCUGGAGUUAAUAGUAGCACUGAAAAUAAAACCUACCCUACAAUUCAAAUAGUAGGUUAUAAAGGCAGGGCUGUUGUUGUAGUAUCAUGUGUUACAAAAGAUGGACCAUAUAGAUCUCACCCUCAUAACCUUGUGGGACGUGAUUGCGAUAAAGGAAUUUGUACUAUAGAAAUUAAUAAUGAAUCAAUGGUGGCAAGUUUUCAGAAUUUGGGAAUACAAUGUGUAAGAAGAAAAGAUAUUGGCGAGGCACUCAAAGUACGAGAAGAAAUAAAAGUACAUCCAUUUAAAAUUGGAUUUUCACAUAAAGAGAACCCAACUUCAAUAGACUUAAAUGCAGUAAGGUUGUGUUUUCAAGCUUUUAUUAGCGGUACACACAAAGGAGAAAAUAUUAUUCUUGAACCAAUUGUAUCAGAUCCAAUUUAUGAUAAAAAAGCGAUGUCGGAUUUAUCGAUAUGUAGAUUAAGUGAUGCAGCAGCUUCGGUUGUAGGUGAUAAAGAAAUCAUAUUAUUAUGUGAAAAAGUAACAAAAGAUGAUAUCCAAGUAAGAUUUUUUGAGGAAAACGGCGGUAAGUGCAUUUGGGAAGACUAUGGUGUUUUUAAAGCUUCAGAUGUACAUAAACAAGUGGCUAUUUGGUUUAAAACUCCAAAAUAUAAAACAACAGAGAUUGACAAUCCAGUUAAUGUAUGGAUUCAGUUAAAAAGACCUUCGGAUGGCAUAUGUAGUGACGCUCUCCCAUUUACGUUCACUCCGGAUUAUUCAGAUCCGGCCAUGUUGAAAAGGAAAAGACAGAAAUUAUCUAGCGAAAGUGAACUUUUGAAUAAAUUACAGAGUAACCCUAUUAUUCAGUCAUCUAAUUGCACUGUUGGAAUGGUUGACCAAUUAUUGUCAAUUUCUGAACCAAUUACAGAAUAUCCAGAAACUAGUCCUAAUCCCUAUAGUGGUUUAUAUCCUAAUUCGAGUGUUCUUCAAAAUGAAAAUCAAUUCCCAAACGUAAAUUCUACCUCAUUGUAUGGGCCGACUACAUUACUAAGUACCAAUAAUCGACAACUUACAGGAAUUCAAAAUUUUGCGUACACUAUUACAAAUGUAUGUCCUACAGUUAAUAAUAAUGAUCCAACACCUCAAAAUAAUUAUGCUCCACCAACUACAACACCUUUACCAUACCCAGCAGAAAGCAAUAAUGAGUCUGAUCUUACGGAAACUUCAUUCUCAUGUUUAGAUUAUAAUGACUUUAGAACCUUGUUUGGAGAGUCCAAUCAAAAUAUAGAAGCCCAAGACAAUAUAAAUGUGUCUGACAGUUUUGAUCGAAUUGCUGAUAACUCUCUUAAAGAAUUCUUUCAGUCAUCUAAUUGCACUGUUGGAAUGGUUGACAAAUUGUCAAUUUCUGAACCAAUUACAGAAUAUCCAGAAACUAGUCCUAAUCCCUAUAGUGGUUUAUAUUCUAAUUCGAGUGUUCUUCAACAUGAAAAUCAAUUCCCAAACGUAAAUUCUACCUCAUUGUAUGGGCCGACUACAUUACUAAGUACCAAUAAUCGACAACUUACAGGAAUUCAAAAUUGUGCGUACACUAUUACAAAUGUAUGUCCUACAGUUAAUAAUAAUGAUCCAACACCUCAAAAUAAUUAUGCUCCACCAACUAAAACACCUUUACCAUACCCAGCAGAAAGCAAUAAUGAGUCUGAUCUUACGGAAACUUCAUCCUCAUGUUUAGAUUAUAAUGACUUAAGAACCUUGUUUGGAGAUUCCAAUCAAAAAAUAGAAGCUCAAGACAAUAUAAAUGUGUCUGACAGUUUUGAUCGAAUUGCUGAUAACACUCUUAAAGAAUUCUAUGAGUUUUACACAAACUGUAAUUAAUUGUUGUUAGUUAAAAAUAUCUAAUUUAUGAUUAGGUAAAAUAUUAUAUAUAAUAUACACUGUUUUUCUUUUUACAAUAUUUCUAUACAGAUUUUAUCCAUUUGACAUAUUUUUUUGGAAAUAAACAAUCAAAUGUUUGCAAUUGAAGAAUGGACGUCUGUUGAAAAUAUUAUAUAAAAUAAAAUUUUGACCAAUCCAAAGUUACCGGAGUUAAUAUAUUUUUUAUUUUACCUGUUUCCUAAUAUACUUCACGGAACAAUUCUAGUUUAGCUCCCAAGUGAUUUUUUGGAAUUUAUUUUUUUGUGAAAUGUGUGUUUUUGUAUGGUUUUUGUAAUGGUACUUUAAAAAAAAUCGCUUAAUCUUCUAAAGGAAGUUAUGUUCAAAAAACUUCAAAAUACUCGAUUUUCAAGUUUCAAGUUUCGAAGUUAUGACACUUCAAAUAAGGCAGUGAUUACACAGUUUGUGGCACUCGUCGCUGCGCUCCUCGGCGCCGUCGCUCCGCUCAGAAAAUCGAAAAUAUCCCCCGACUUGCUGUGUAACACCACCUCAAGUAGAUCACAGAGUAAGUUAUGUCGUAGAGUACGUGCAGUGAUUACACAUUUUGUAGCACUCGUCGUUGGGUCCUCGGCCAAACCUGAGAGUCGAGUCCCCCUCGCGGCAUUACAAAGUAUAGUGUUCCGCGCAUUGGUAUAAACGUGAAAUCGCUAACUUUAGAAGGCCAUACCAUCGAAAAAAUGUCCGAACAACUUUUUUUUUUAAAGUACCAUUAAAAAAGCAUACUAAAACACACAUUUUUAAAAAAAAUUUCAAAAAAUCUCUUGGGAGCUAUCUAGAAUUAUGCCAC
Messenger RNA from Metopolophium dirhodum (rose-grain aphid), 3104 nucleotides. Its product is annotated as putative transcription factor p65 homolog. The transcript is spliced from 14 exons. Gene Ontology annotation, biological process: regulation of DNA-templated transcription; canonical NF-kappaB signal transduction; response to cytokine. The record is from RefSeq and is a predicted model, not a curated record. Bases 278 to 2260 code for a protein of 660 amino acids. Gene Ontology annotation, molecular function: DNA-binding transcription factor activity; DNA binding. Gene Ontology annotation, cellular component: cytoplasm. Lineage: Eukaryota; Metazoa; Arthropoda; Insecta; Hemiptera; Aphididae.